Molecule: messenger RNA, 1208 nt
Organism: Onthophagus taurus
Lineage: Eukaryota; Metazoa; Arthropoda; Insecta; Coleoptera; Scarabaeidae
Source: RefSeq, a predicted model, not a curated record
UUCUAUUUUCUAUUAAAGAUUGUUAUUUAUUUAUUGUAUUUAAUUAAAGUAUUUUUAUUCAUUUUUGAAAGACGAACACACAUAUUAUCACAAUAUAUAAAAUUAUAAUUAAAUAAAAUGUAGGUUAUCAAAAAUUAACGCGUUCUUUGCUAAUAUACUUUUUAUCUUCAUCAUACCAACUUUUACAUCGAAAUUCAUUUCCAAAAAUCUCAGUUGCAACAAGAUAUACUGGAUAGUGAAAUGAGUAUCAAGAUAUAGAGGUCGAGAAAGAUGUAGAGUUUAGAGCUUAAAAAUCUACUUAUCAAAUCACUCAACUAAUAAGUAAAAAUAAGCUCUAAACCAAGAAUUGCAUUUAUAUGACUUGUGAAACUUUGCUAAGCUUUGGAAAAAUUCAAUAUAAACGUGAAACUAAUAAAUGAUAUUCUUUGUAUUGACACUUUUUAUGGAAAUUUGGGAGGAUGCAUUUUUUAACUAAUUUAAUUAUUAUUUGGGAUGGAAUUUUAUCCCAGGAUGAAUAUUUACAAAACAUCUCACAGAGUCGUUACAUUAUUCAAGUAUGGAAUGGAGGAAACGGAUAUGAAAAAAAUUUAAUCGAAAAAGGAUAUAAUAUCAUAAUUAGUAGUAUAAAUCCGUUUUACCUCGAUUGCGGAUUCGAUGUUCAUUGCCAAAAUUAUAACACCUGGGAAAACAUUUAUGAUUUUCGGAUAUUCAACGAAUUCAAUAUAAACGAUGAGGUUCGUCAUAAAAUUCUAGGAUCCGAAGUAACAGUAUGGACAGAAAAAAUCGACGAUUCAUAUUUAGACAGUAGGAUAUGGCCAAGAGCUUCAGCAAUGGCAGAAAUAUUUUGGUCUGAACCCGAUGAAACAUCUUCUAAAGUUAAACAAAGAUUUUUGUAUCACAGAGAAAGACUUGUACAAAUUGGAAUAGGUGCUGAAGCAAUUGAUACCGAAUGGUGUAUUCAAAAUGGAAGAGAAUGUUCGAAUUUNCAUCUCCAAAUGUUGAAUCACUAUUCUUUUAUUCCAUAUCCAGAUUCGGAAUCAUCGCCGUUUUUAGGGGAAGAAUCUCUAGAUCUAUAUUUACCCUUAUUCUUGAAGAAUAAAUAUUUAUUUUUUAAUAGUUUACAUGAAUUUUUGUUCUUUGAGUGCGCCAAUUCAGGUACGAUAUCCGCGUAUUCUUCGGAUGAGCCCGAUCUUGAAGACCGGCGAUAA